Molecule: messenger RNA, 726 nt
Organism: Geodia barretti
Lineage: Eukaryota; Metazoa; Porifera; Demospongiae; Tetractinellida; Geodiidae
Source: the annotation of a GenBank genome assembly
AUGAAAUCAAAAGUUGCUAUAGUUACCGGCGGUACCAGAGGGAUUGGAGAAGCCGUGUCAAUAGCAUUGAACGGUGCCGGAUUCAAGGUUGCCGCAAAUUAUGCAGGAAACCAUAAUCGCGCGCAAGACUUCAAUGCGCGAACCGGUAUUUCAAUCUAUCCGUUUGAUGUAAGCGACUUUGAACAAUGUAAGGCUGGGGUUGAAAAAAUUACCAGCGAGCUCGGUGAAGUUGAUGUUCUCGUGAACAAUGCCGGAAUUACCAGAGAUCGGACGCUGCAUUCAAUGGAUUUCGAGCAAUGGAAUAGUGUGUUGCAGACAAAUCUGUCUUCAUGUUUCAACAUGUCUAGAUGCGUAAUUGAAGGUAUGCGGGAAAGAGGUUUCGGGCGUAUUGUGAAUAUUGGUUCGGUAAAUGGACAAGCGGGCCAGUACGGUCAGGUAAAUUAUUCUGCCUCCAAAUCCGGCAUACAUGGAUUUACCAAAGCUUUGGCAAAGGAAGGGGCCGGUAAAGGAAUCACGGUUAAUGCAAUCGCCCCCGGUUAUGUGGAUACCGACAUGGUGCGUGCGGUUCCUGAAAAGGUGCUGGAGAAAAUUAUUCUCACGAUUCCAGUCAGAAGACUGGGCCGAGCUGAAGAUAUUGCCAGAGGCGUGAUGUUUCUAGUUGACGAGAAUGCAUCGUUCAUCACCGGGUCAACGAUUGACAUCAACGGCGGUCAGCAUAUGUAUUGA